Amphibalanus amphitrite is the source of this 2045-nucleotide messenger RNA. RefSeq names its product palmitoyl-protein thioesterase ABHD10, mitochondrial-like. Gene Ontology annotation, cellular component: mitochondrion. Gene Ontology annotation, molecular function: palmitoyl-(protein) hydrolase activity; hydrolase activity, hydrolyzing O-glycosyl compounds. Gene Ontology annotation, biological process: protein depalmitoylation. The transcript has 5 exons. Lineage: Eukaryota; Metazoa; Arthropoda; Thecostraca; Balanomorpha; Balanidae. The record is from RefSeq and is a predicted model, not a curated record. The coding region runs from base 309 to 1196 and encodes 295 amino acids.
GGCAUACAGGACGCGGGAUAACGUGGUUAUCUCUAUUCAGCAUGACGCCAAAUUACCAAAAGUGGCUGUUGUUACGAAAAAGAAAACGCUUUUCCUUGUCAGUACAUUUUGCAAAGAUGGUGAUAAGUGAAAUUUCCAGGCGCAAUUUCCCGAAUAGUAUCCUUGCAUAUGUUUAAAAUAUGAAAACCGACAAGUCACUAUUGUGUGCCUAGUGGCGGCGCUCCUAUGCUCUGGUUGGCCCGGUGUUAUCUGAUAGCUUGACUCCACAUCACGUGCGGUCCUCAGUCCUUGUUCUCCCUCUCACAGCCAUGGACGGUAACAAGCGCAUCUGCGGCAUUAAAAAGUCGAGCAUUUUCCGCAAAAAUAAUCUAGUUGAGACCCAGUUUGCUGACCUGGGACGGUCGGAAGAUGGAGAUUACAUUCGACGCCUGGCCUACUGCAAGAUCGAGGGGCCUCGCAGGCCUGGGCUGAUCUAUGUGCCAGGGUACUUUGCCCGAAUGAACAUCGCCAAAGCCAACAUUCUGGAAGAGUUCUGUGCGAUGCACGGUCAUCCAUUCGUCAAGUAUGAUUCAGAAGGUGUCGGUCAGUCCAAGAUGCCUGAUUCGGCACAGCUGAGUUUCAAAAAAUGGUACGAGGAUGCCUGCUAUGUGAUGGAACAUCUCACCGAUGGUCCUCAGAUGAUUAUAUCGUCCAGUAACGGAGCGUGGAUGGCCACUCUGCUGGCUGUAAAUUAUCCGGAGCGAGUCCACAGCCUCCUGCUGAUUGGUUCGGCCGUCAACCAGUGUCUCGAUGAUGACGUCUUCGAGAACAUCGUCUCCUCGCUUGACGAAGAGACGGCAGCUCGGGUACGCGAUGGUAAACCGAUCCGUUUCAAAGCCAACUGGGUGGGCGAAGUAACCGCCUCCAGACACUUCCUCGAUGAAAUGAAGGCGGUUCGACUGAACGAAGAGCAACUCGGUAGCAUCCGCUGUCCGGUGCGGAUCGUCCAUGCGAUCGACGACACCUCUUCCCGUUGGGAGAACACCAUUCAACUGAUGGAAGCCAUCGGGCACGAUGACGUCCGCAUCUACCUCAAGAAGCGGGGCAACCACCGCAUGCUGGAUGAUGAGGACCUGCACCUGCAGAUCAGGACGGUGGAGGAGCUGCUGGAAAACUACCCGGUUCCGGAGGGUCCGGCGGGCACCAGCAGACUGUAGAGGUCAUACGAGUGUCGGUAGAUUUCACCGGAGGACGGUGGAAAGAUCGAUGGAAGUCUGUAGAGAUCAUCCAUGGAGUCGCAACUCAAUAGAUCCUUUGGAGGAUGGGGUUGAAGUAAAUGUAGAUGCAUGUAGAGAUCACCUAUUGGAGUCGAAUUUCGAUAAGAAUUUCGAUAAGCUACAUUAUAGAAUGGCGGAGCUCAAUGCGGGUAGAGGCUGGUAGAGGUGUGUGCUGUAUAGAUUGAAGAGAUAAUAAACGAUGCCGCUAUUCGCUAGGCUACCUCAGAGCACAACGGUUCAGUCAGCGUGUGUAUGCACUAUAUGUAUGUACUCGUAUAUUGUAUAUGAUAUAAAUGUUUUUAGGUUGACUUCGCUGACUGAAGGGUGACCGUUUCUAAUAGUCAUCAGGCGUGACAGGCUGUCAGAAUUUCAGCAUGCCGUUAAUACGAGUUGUUCGGUUUCUUGCAGUGAAGCCUUCUUAUUAUGGGUUCAGUGCAAUGUAUUUGGUGUAUUUACUAUUUGCAGAUAUAGAAUAUCGUGUUAAGUGUAUGCGUACUAGAUCUAGAUAUGGUGACAUACCUGUUAAGCUGGCGCAAAACGGUGGCGUAAUUUGCAGUAUAAAGCUUUAUUGAACAUUUAUAAAUCAUGGCAGCAACAAAAACCCUGUUCGUGGUCAUUCGAAGAUUGUGUAUGUGAAAGCCCUCAGCUUCCAACAAUAAAAUUAAACCAUGAUUACCUAGACAUUUUGAGAAAGAUCUUCGGAAAUCGUCUUGUAAAUUUGAGAUGAUGAAAGCCUUCACUUUCAUGCUAUCUAAUUGUCAGCGUGAAAUAAAACGCAUAUUCCUGGGA